AUGUUUAGGAUACCCCGAUCAGCCCACUUGUCAUUUGCCGCGGCGGCCCUUCAAACAUCCAAGUGUUUUUGUGCAACUGGCAGCAAUAGUGACGGAAAGGCCGACGCACCGAAGGAGGGCGAGAAGGCAACAGUUGCAGGAGGUGUUUCCUCAAAGUCCAGAAGCAACAACAAUACCAGCAAUACCAACACCAGUGAUAGCAAUGCCGCUGUCGGGCGCGCGCCGGGGCUCUCAUCUGAGAAACGCUACCCCAAAGGUUUUGAGGCAUUUUACUCGGUGUCGUUACUGCGGAGGCUUCCAUUUUCACGCCCUUCUUCGGAAUCUGUGAAUCGUGCCUACGCAAUGUCUUCUGACGAGCGUAUGCUCAUAGCCAUUAUUUCAGCCAAGGCACGCAAGGCGAGACGUGUACGGAUGUUGGUCAUCUUUUCGUGUUUGUUUGGAGUCACGAUGGCGGUGCGCUUUUACUUUUUGCAUUCGCGCGCAGAAGGGGACAUCAGUGGCUAUACCACUGUGGAAGUGGAUUUGGCGGGACACAGGGCGGUCUUCCGUGGGCAAAAGGGCGAGGCUCUUGGCGUACGGAACUUCGUAGAUUACAGGGCUUUUGAAGCUUCAUGUGAUAGUAACAAGGAUAUACUCGUUGGAAUCCAAACGUAUUACCCAUGGGUGCCUAUGUUACUCCUUUGUCUCCUGCCCCUUUUGGCCCUAACGCAUUCCUUAUUUAACACAUCGGCCAGGCUCGCAUCCCUCACGGCAGAGAAGAGUAGUUAUUCAUUCAAGCGUGAACUUUCCGUUGCCACUCGGCUAAGUGAUGUGGCGGGGUUAACUGAGGCAAAACACGAGGUGGUUGAAGUGAUUGAUUUCUUGAAGAACCCCAGCCGCUACCAGGCACUUGGGGCCAAACUUCCCAAAGGCGUUCUGCUUGACGGGCCACCUGGUGUGGGGAAAACACUUCUCGCGAAAGCCAUUGCUGGUGAGGCCAUGGUUCCUUUUCUCAGUUGUUCUGGAAGUGAGUUUGAGGAAGUGUACGUCGGCGUUGGAGCGCAGCGUGCUCGGGAACUCUUCAAACAAGCUCACGAGUGCAAGCCGUGCGUCGUUUUUGUGGAUGAAAUCGAUGCCUUCGGGAGGAAAAGAAAAUCCGACUCCGGAGGGAGCCUGCGAGGUACGCUGAAUGCGUUUCUUUCUGAAAUGGAUGGUUUCAAGGAUUCCACAGGAAUAAUGGUACUGGCAGCCACUAAUCGUGCCGACAUUCUCGACAACGCCCUCACGCGCUCCGGGCGUUUCGACCGAAAGAUAACGCUGGAAAAACCUUCACAUAAGGAUAGGGUUGCCAUCGCCGAGGUUCACUUGGCUCCACUUAAGCUUGAGCCGUCGGGAACUAUUCGGGGCUUCGCAGAAACCGUCGCCGCGCUUACCCCUGGAUGCAGUGGUGCGGAUAUAUUUAACAUUUGCAACGAGGCCGCUAUCCAAGCCGCGAGGGAGGGAAAGGAAUACGUCUCAACACGCCAUUUCCACCAAGCAGUGGACCGAGUGCUAGUUGGAUUGGAGAAGAGUGCAGUGAAGCUGAGCGAUGCAGAGCGGGAGCGCAUUUCAUUUCAUGAAGCGGGUAAGGUCGUUCUUCAUUGGUUUCAAGAGAAAACCGAUCCCGUCAUCAAAACCACUAUCCUUCCUCGUGGGCAGCAUCGCUCCGGCGUAACCCAAAAGUUGCCUCAAACCGCUUUUAUUUCGACGCAGGAACAACUCAUGCAAGGUAUGGUGGCACAGUUGGGAGGCUACGUAGCGGAGGAGUACUUCUUUAAGGACGUCUCAACAUCUGCUGCAGAUGAUGUGCAGCAUGCUACAAACAGGGCGCGACAGGUGGUCUGCACAUACGGGAUGGAUCCCGAGAAUAUUGGUCACUUUGGUUACAACUUAGACCAGGAAGACAGCAUUCAGAAACCGUUUGGACCAUUAAAGGAGGAUAUUGUGGAUGAGGCCGUUCACAAGCUCAUCACCGAGGCGCUCAACAGGGCGCGGUCCAUAUUAAAACAAUAUCUUAGGGAGGUGCGUGCACUGGCGGGCCUUUUGGCAAGACAAGAGACACUUACAGCGCACGAGCUUUGGCUUUUACUUGGCGACCGUCCUGUCAUGACAAAAGAGUUCCGCACUUAUCUGGAGAGCUAA
This is a messenger RNA of Trypanosoma brucei brucei TREU927, 2160 nucleotides long. Its product is annotated as mitochondrial ATP-dependent zinc metallopeptidase, putative. Gene Ontology annotation, molecular function: ATP binding; ATP-dependent peptidase activity; ATP hydrolysis activity. Gene Ontology annotation, biological process: mitochondrial protein processing; protein-containing complex assembly. The coding region runs from base 1 to 2160 and encodes 719 amino acids. Gene Ontology annotation, cellular component: m-AAA complex. The transcript has a single exon. The record is from RefSeq and is a predicted model, not a curated record. NCBI's taxonomy places the organism in Eukaryota, Euglenozoa, Kinetoplastea, Trypanosomatida, Trypanosomatidae.